Molecule: messenger RNA, 615 nt
Organism: Letharia columbiana
Lineage: Eukaryota; Fungi; Ascomycota; Lecanoromycetes; Lecanorales; Parmeliaceae
Exons: 4
Coding region: 1-615 (204 amino acids)
Molecular function (GO): RNA binding
Source: RefSeq, a predicted model, not a curated record
AUGUCAGACAACGGUGUUGCAGCAGAAGAUGAGCGCUCUCAGAUCAAGGACGAAGGUGGAGAUGAUGAAGAAGAAAUAUCAGCGAUGAAGAGACGGGUAGCCGAGAUGGAAGCCGAGGCAGCGAAACUGCGGGAAAUGCAAGCAUCGCUGGAUCAGCAGGACAAUGACUUGCGAGAGGACAAGGAAGAUAUCGAUGCGCGCAGUAUCUUCGUCGGCAACGUUGAUUACGGCGCGUCGCCAGAGGAGAUCCAGGCACAUUUCCAGAGCUGUGGCUCUAUCAACAGGGUCACUAUCCUGCUGGACAAGUUCACUGGACAUCCCAAAGGCUAUGCGUACGUAGAAUUCACGGAGCCCAAUCUUGUUGCGCAAGCUCUGGUGCUUAACGAGAGCAUGUUCAGAGGCAGGAAUCUAAAGGUUGUCCCCAAGCGAACUAACUUACCGGGCAUGACUCGCGGUGGUCGCGGCGGUGGGCGUGCAGCAGGACCUCCUCGUGGUCGAGGUGGAUUCGGGCGAGGGGGUAAUGAUAGAGGAGGAGGGUAUGAUCGUGGAUAUUCCCCUAGAGGCGGAUAUCGUGGAGGAUAUCGAGGUCGACCUAGGGGCUACGCUCCAUACUGA